GUGUGCGCCGUGUGCCUCGGAAGACACAACCACAAGUUCAUCGAAUGCUCCGCAGAAUGGCUGUGGGACGGCACCAUGCUCACCGUUGCUACUUGGACAAACAAACAACUCCUCCUACGCAGCUCCGAGAAACCCUUAUGCGUCGAUUGGCAAAGAGCCCGCUGCAUCAGCCAGUCCCACGACGAUCACCAUGUCUGCUCCGGUUGUCUGUCAACCUCUCACGGCGCUCAGAACUGCUCUCGAGCUCAGAAA
Molecule: messenger RNA, 252 nt
Organism: Suillus discolor
Lineage: Eukaryota; Fungi; Basidiomycota; Agaricomycetes; Boletales; Suillaceae
Exons: 1
Source: RefSeq, a predicted model, not a curated record